Cydia strobilella is the source of this 5434-nucleotide messenger RNA. Its product is annotated as activin receptor type-2B-like. Gene Ontology annotation, biological process: protein phosphorylation; cellular response to growth factor stimulus; activin receptor signaling pathway. The record is from RefSeq and is a predicted model, not a curated record. The transcript is spliced from 5 exons. The coding region runs from base 287 to 1900 and encodes 537 amino acids. Gene Ontology annotation, cellular component: plasma membrane; activin receptor complex. Gene Ontology annotation, molecular function: metal ion binding; ATP binding; activin binding. Lineage: Eukaryota; Metazoa; Arthropoda; Insecta; Lepidoptera; Tortricidae.
GGGAAGCUUUCCGUGUAUCCACUAUUUUCGGAAUUAAAAUUAAAGUUGACUCAAUUAACGUGAUUGCCUAGAUUUAUUAUGUUGUUUGUUGGCCUUUGGACUUCCCGACCCUAAUAUUCUAUGGGAUUGUGUGUUCAGUGAUCCGAGAUUGAGAGGAAUCUUAUGUGCGUUGUUUGUCCGUCAUAUACUUAUAACACGGAAUUCCUAAAUAGACUUCUAUGUCGGGGGAUAGAAUAAAAAUAACAUCGGUUUGCGUCGAAGGGUCAGUGAGCGGCGGAGCCUGAUCAUGGCUACGUUCAUCACGAUGGCGGCUAAGAUAUGCUUUGCAACGUUGUUUAUUCUCGGUUUCCAUUCAGUUCUGGGACUACCACCACAGGAUGAGCACCUGCCCCCCCGUCCGAAAGACGGCGGCGUCGAGACCAGGUACUGCGCGUACUACAACGGCUCUCCACCAAUAUGCGAUCCCACCGACCCCACCUGCGACCCCAUCCAGAAAGAGGACUGCCAACCAGUGGACAAAGACAAGAGCAACCACUGCGUCCAGUUAUGGCACUAUAAUACAACAACAAACACCUCCACACUACAGUUUAAAGGCUGCUUCCUCGAUACAGUCUCUUGCAGCGACAAACCCACACCAUGCCGUAUACACAGCGCAAAACUGUUGCUACUACACUGUUGCUGCGAAGGCGACAUGUGCAACACUAAUGACACAUUCCCCGGUCUACCGCCUCCAGAUUCAACCGACGCGCCUCACGAGGAAAUACCAAUGGAACGGAUACCUGGAUCCGAUGAUGAUACGAAAGCCAUCAUCGCGUAUACUUUAACACCGUUGUUCAUACUUUUCAUUGCUCUCGUCGGCUGCUAUCUCUUGUAUAGGCGGCGCAAAGGCAGCACGUUCGCUGAGCUCGCGAAUGGCGAAGGAUCUCUAUCUAGGCCUCCGUCUAUGGGGGUGGGAAUGGACAAUGAGCCUGUGGACUUGGUUGGCCUAGUGACGUUAUGUGAAGUGAGGGCUAGAGGGCGCUUUGGGGCCGUUUGGCGUGCUCAGCUCGGUCAGAAAGACGUGGCCGUCAAGGUGUUCCCGCUGCAGGACAAGCAGUCGUGGCUGGCCGAGCAGGAGAUCUACAGGCUCCCGAGGAUGGAACAUCCGGAACUCCUGCAUUACAUUGGCGUGGAUAAGAAAGGAGACAAUCUGCAAGCUGAGUAUUGGCUGAUCACUGCAUAUCAUGAGAAGGGCUCUCUCUGCGACUACCUAAAAGCGCACACGCUAAGCUGGGCGGACGCGUGGCGCAUCGCCGCGUGCGUGGCGCGCGGCCUCGCCCACCUCCACGAGGAGGGCGGCGGGAAGCCUGCCGUCGCACACCGCGACUUCAAGUCCAAGAACGUCCUUCUAAAAUCCGACUUGUCCGCCUGCAUUGCCGACUUUGGCCUAGCUUUAGUGUUUGUGGCCGGGCAUGGGUGUGGCGAUGCGCAUGGACAAGUGGGGACGAGACGAUACAUGGCCCCUGAAGUGUUGGAUGGAGCGAUUAACUUCACUAAAGACGCGUUCCUGAGGAUAGAUAUGUACGCGUGCGCGCUUGUGCUGUGGGAGAUCGCUUCGAGAUGUGACGAAGGCGGAGUGGAGCCCACUGCGCAAUACAGACUGCCUCUGGAGGAGGAGGUCGGUCCUCACCCUGGGCUUGAGGAGAUGCAGGAGGCGGUGGUCCAGCGGAAACUGCGGCCAGCUAUACCGCCGCGGUGGAGAGAACAUCCCGGCCUAAACGUCCUCUGCGACACCAUGGAGGAGUGCUGGGACCACGACGCCGAGGCGCGGCUGUCGGCCUCGUGCGUGCUCGAGCGCGUCGGCGCGCAGCGCCAGGCCGCCUCCGACACCCCCCUGCUCAUCCACGACCUCGCCUGCUGACACACGCCCCUCAUACACUUCUAGAUCUGUGAGUGACCGGUGGACCUUGUCUUUGUUAUAAGGUGCACUAAUUGGAGAGAGUCCAGCUCACCACCACGGUGCGAGGCCGAAGGCAUGGUUGCAGGAGGUUAGAGUUCGGAUACGACAAUGGUUAGUUGCCCCGAAGGCCAUUGGCCAUUGUUCCAAUUCCAAGCUCUGCUCUCUCAUAGCUUGACCUUCGGCCUCGCAUGGAAGCGCGCCACUAUCUGAAGCUCCGGGGCUUAGGCCCCGUGCGUAGAUAUACCUUCAACAUCACUUUCUAAGGCAUUUUGCUAUGAGGCUGGUGUACUAACAUUCUUAACUGUUGGUGGGCCUUAUAUUUUAGUAUAGUUUAGUUCAGGUAUUAUGGACGAUGGUACGUACAGCAACGCUCUUGUGAGCCUUAUGACUUUGAAAUGAGGUUCACGAAUUGUCAGUGUAGACUAGUGAGUGAAGCUUAAAGACUUUCCGAAGACAGUUACGCCUUGUAAAGAGAUAAAGAUGUGUUUUAGGCAAAAAGCUUCGUAUUUUCAACUAUUAAAUGUGAUUUUUGCCUGAUAAUCUUAUAUAGAAUUGUGAAGUGGUAUUAUGAAACGAUUUUUUCCUAAAGUUUUGACUGUUUGUGAAGUGGUAGCGCGUGAAUUGCGGUAGAAGUGUUGGUCCCCUUAUAGGUUAUGAACCUAUAUCUAAGAGAUUUACUGUUUAAAAAUAGAUAUCAAAAAUAUGUGUACGUUGUUAAAGAAAAUAUAUACAUAUUUCUGUCGUCAACUGUAAGAGUUAUCGUAAAAUAUGGGUUCAUCCAAUAUCUCAACAUUUGAAGUAAUGUUACACUUUUGUAAGUUACAGAUGAUACUGAAAACCGAAUGCAACCAUAUUUUUACAUGUUUUACUCAAGAUAGUAUGCGAAAUAAAUGACGAUUAUUUCAUGGCCUAUUUGACUAAGAAAUAUAAGAAUCACAUAAUAGUGUUGUGCUCCGACUAAAAUAUAUUACUUUCUAGAUAAAAUAAAUAUGAAAUAGCAGAAUGAUAACAAUUAAUUUAAUCAGUAAUAUGAUUCUCAGUUGCUGUCUUGCAAGUGUCAUAUUACAGUUUGUUUGUUAUGCUUUAUUUGUAUAUUUACAUUCUGUUAUUUCUAAUCAUGUGUUUAUAAAAUCGAGUUAAAGUUGUGUUUGACAAUCAUUCAACGUUUUCAAUUGAUUCACGAUUUACGUGACUUAUUUGUCUUGUAUUAUUAAGUGAUAUUUUUUUUCUAGUUAAAUCAAUACUAUACAACUGUUACAAGGAUAACUUCAGUGCAAUAAUUUCGUGCUAAACGUUGGGUAUUUUUUGUUUACUGAUCCUUACUGAAAUUAUUUUGUUAUUGUUUAUUGUAUAGAAAUAGUUUCAAAGGAUCGGAUUUCUUUAAAAAAAACUGUUAGCUUUGAUAUGUUAUCUUGAAAUGGAACAGUUACGUUUGAAAACGAUUUUUAAGUAACGGUAUUAAGGUACAAAAUCAGUUACUAAAAGGCGAACACAAAAUACAAAUUAUCAUUCAUGGAAUGUAUAUUGUCAUUAUGUAAUGACUGGAAUGUGACUAUUUUAAAAGAUAUAUCGUUGUGUAGAGAUAGUGUGUGGUUUAAUAAUUACUAUCACAUUAAUAUGAAUAAGAUUGACGAUGCAAUGAAUAUACUAUCGAGUUUUGUUACGUCAGCGGCAGAGACCAGAUGAAAAGAAAAACAUCAGUAAGUACAAAUAUAGCUAUUGCAUUAGUUUCAAGGGCUGGUUUGUUGAACCGGUCGUGUAAGAGCAGAGGAGGUAGCAUGGUCGCGUUUUAUCGCCUGCCACGUUCUAACAAGUAUGUAAGUGCUAAAUUGACGCAUGACACGACAGGCGACAAAAACUUGACCAUGCCACCGCCGCAUGAGGCUGUCAGUGAGAAAGGUAAUAUGACCAUCUCACUCUAACUGCAAGUUUAACCGCUGACUGUAUUAAGUUUGUAUUUUAGGGAUCAAAUAUCACCAGAUGGACGUACUUUGAUACUAGCAAUCAAAUGUUUGUCGUGAUACUUUUGUUGAUAUAGUUUGCAUCAUCUCAAAUGACUUUUUCGUCUAAGAUGGUAAUCUGUUAAACAAAAGCCAUUGUCUCUUUUUUGCGAGCUGUUGGCCUUUGUGUGCCAUUGUGUGUUGACGCAUGCCACGGCGCUUGCGGCUCUCACACGCAAUUUCACACAAAGGCCGACCGCUCGCACAAGAGACAAUGGCUUUUGUUUAACAGAUUACCGUCUUAGACGGAAAAGUCAUUUGAGAAGAUGAAGACUUUGUGGCUUUAUAUGGUAACAAUACGAUAAGCCAGGGGUUCCCAAACUAUCACGAUGCCCUAGUAUGCCCACUGCCGGUUCUUGAUUCUAGAGCUACACACAACUGCCUUCUUCAGAGCGUCGCAAUAAAAUAUGUAAAACAAAAAAACGCGCAAAAAAAUUGGGAACCAUAGCGAUAAGUUACGUCAAAGUAAUGCCAUCUAGUGAUCAUUACGUGUAAUCGUAAGGAAUUGAGGUACGGCACACCAAAAUCGCAAUAUCAAAAAAAGAUUAUUAAUUAAUUAUAUUAAUAUUUGGACAUGCACACCUUGGUUACCUCUAGUUUGUAGCUUAGUUUGUGUUUUCUACCUUAAUACGAAUAAAAUAAAGUCUAUAUUUAAAAGGUAUGACUAUCUGGCAACACUAUCGGGCGUUGUUUUUUUUUAAUAUCGACUUUAUUCAGUGUGUGUAAGGUAGAAAAUCUAAUGUAUAAAAUGUAAAACCACCAAUCACAAACUAGAAGUAAUUUACCUGUAAAUACGAAGUACCCCUAUAUACUUAGACUAGUUAGACGUUCUAUAUUGAGAUACCUUUCACUACUAAGGAUAAGGUAGAAACCUAAUCAAAAUUCUGACAAAUUUGGCAGAUUUCUGUCAAAUUAAAAAUUGUCGUCUGUCCUCUAAUUGUCUAAUUCCGCCUUUAGGUAAUUAAUAAACUACGAUGUAAUACAUCCCUAUGAUAACUUUAGCUUGGUCACCACCGUUUGCUUUACACUCUUUACCUGCCGCUCAAGUUUGCAUUUAAAUAAACCUAUUUAAUUAAGUGUAUAAACACAUACGAAAGAAAUAGUGACCAAAGCCUGUGCCCAAGGCUGGGUCGGGCCACCGUCCUCUGCAUUCGCACCACACGACAAAACAAGUAGGCUACCCGGAUCACGGCGGUACCGGUAGAAAUUUGUCGAGUAAACAAUAGUGGCGUUCCAUCAGAGAAGGUUCCUUAUGCUUUAUGUGUAAUAAGGACCAUUCUAUCAAAAAUUCUGUUGGAAUUUCAGAUAAAAUGGUCCUUAUUGUACUUGAAGUUAAGGGUCCUACUGCGAUGAAAGCCACAAUAGAUUGUGGUGGCCAAGUAUACCUUCGUGAGGCCCAUGUACAUUAGAAUGUACAUAUCAAGUUCAAGCGUUUUUUACAAGAAAUAAAAUAUCAUCUCCAUUGUUCCAUUCAAUAUAAGAAUUUAAUUAUUAU